AAACAUAACCAAUACCAUGUCUGGUAUACCCAAACCUGGAAGUGGCUCUCCGGCCGCAUCUGCUGGUCUAUGGCAGUCCGUUUCAACAUUUGUACGGAGACAUAGAGGUGCAGCAUAUGCGAUCGGAGCUGUUGCAGUUGUUGCAACAGCCGGUGGAAUUUACCAUGUGAAGCAACAGAAGGCUUUAAAAAGGGGAAUGAAGCCUCGUAAAAUUGAGAAAGAAACAUCUGAAAAGCAAAAAGUCGAGGAGGAACCUGAAUCUGGUAAAACUGAGGGUGACGAGCAAGAAGAUGAAAAAGCUGGAGACUCUGGCAAAGGUUCUGAUGCAGCUGCUGGCUCUGCAGCCGCUUCUGCUGCCGCCGCUAAGAAGAAGAAGAAAAACAAGAAGAAGCUUAAAAACAAAAAGCCCGGCGAUUCAACUGCCGAGAAAAUUGCUACCGAAGAAUCGGUGAAAUCUAUGUCAAAGGAGGAACGUGUAAACCUUGCUACUGAACUCAAGACUCUUGGAAAUAAGGCUUAUGGACAAAAAGAAUAUGGAAAUGCUAUUGACUUCUACACUCAAGCCAUCACUUGUUCACAUGAUCCCAUUUUCUUUUCCAACCGUGCCGCCUGCUUCGCUGCUAUCGGAGAUUUUGUUCAAGUCGUUAAAGAUACCACUGAAGCUCUUAAACUCGAUCCCACAUAUGUCAAGGCUUUGAACCGCCGUUGUUCUGCUUAUGAGCAACUCGAGAAACUUGACGACGCUUUGAUGGACAGUACAGUCUCCUGUGUUUUUGAUGGCUUCGCAAACGAAAGCAUGACUGCUACCGUCGAACGUUUAUUGAAGAAGGUUGCUGAGAAGAAGGCCGCUGCUCUUAUGGCUGAACGUCCUCCUAAGCUUCCUGCUGCUAGCUUCAUUCAAACUUAUCUAGACUCUUUCCGUCCUCAACCCAAGCCCGAUCUAAACGAAGAAUAUGAAGGCGACCGUAUUCUUAGCUCUGCUUACGAUGCUCUUGACAAGGGUAACUAUCAGCUUGCUUACGACCAAGCCAAGAAGGCUGCCACCGUUUCCUGCUCCAGUGCAGCUAUCAGCGCUCGUGCUUAUAACUUAAUAGGUACUUUCAAAUUUGUUUCUGGUGAUUCUAGAGGAUCUAUGGAAGAAUUCAAUGAAGCUAUCAGUCUUGAUUCUUCCUUCAUUCAACCUUACGUUCGUCUUUCAGCUGCCUAUCUUGACGAAAACGACCAUGACAGCAUGUGGGGUAUCUUGAAGAAGGCUGAGUCUGUUAACGACAAAGACUCAGAUCUUUACUAUCAUCGUGCUCAAGUACAUUUUGUUUCCGGCGAAUUCGCUGAAGCUAUUGCUGAUUACAACAAAUCGAUUUCUCUGGACGACUCGUUUAUCUACAGCUACAUACAGCUUGGUGUUGCUCAAUACAAGAUCCAAGCCCUUAAUCAGUCAAUGAAGACAUUUGAGGAAUGCAAGAAGAAAUUUCCCAACUGCAGCGAAGUAUACAACUAUUUUGGUGAGAUUCUUUUGGAUCAACAAAAGUUCGCCGAAGCAGUUGAAAAUUUUGAUCGUGCUAUCUCCAUUGAGAAGAGAGAUCGCUUGACGAUUAUGAGUGCUAUGCCUUUAAUCAACAAAGCUCUCGCUGUGUUCCAGUGGAAGAAGGAUAUCAAGCAAGCUGAAAGUUUGUGUCGUCAAGCUUUGUCUGCUGAUCCUGACUGUGACAUUGCAAUCGCAAGUAUGGCUCAAUUCUUGCUGCAACAAGGCAAGGCUCAAGAGGCCCUCUCUUACUUUGAACAAUCGGCUCAACUUGCUCGUACUGAAGCUGAAAUGGUGAAUGCCUUUUCUUAUGCUGAAGCAACUCGCACACAAAUUACAUUGACAGAAAAAUAUCCUCAAUUGGUAGGCCGUUUAAGUCAAUCUAUGUAAAUUGAGAAAAAUCCAGCACCUAUGUUUGAUUCAGAUGCGAAUGAAUGUAUAAAUUAUAAGAAAAAUAAUGGUACAUUAAUUUUGCAAUCCUUAUUACGGGUUUUUCUAUGUUAUUAUGUGACAUGGCUUUUGCUUGCUAUUACUUAAAAAAGUAUGAAGAUUAUGUUUUGAAUAUUGAGCGACUAAUAAAACUCCAAGUAAUGUUCUUUGCGUCAAAAUUUAAGGAGUUUUGUGUGUUUGUAAUUUGUUUUUCCAGUUUUGGGUGAUCUUUAAUGAAGCCAAUGUUUGAACUGACCUGGGUUUUUUUAGGUAGGGUAGAAGAUGUAAUUAGAACAUGUAGCAAAGUAAGAGAAAUAUAACGUUACAACGUAAUUCUACCAUCCGCAAAAAAAUUUGAUUACUCC
Molecule: messenger RNA, 2316 nt
Organism: Schizosaccharomyces cryophilus OY26
Lineage: Eukaryota; Fungi; Ascomycota; Schizosaccharomycetes; Schizosaccharomycetales; Schizosaccharomycetaceae
Product: TOM complex subunit Tom70
Exons: 1
Coding region: 17-1912 (631 amino acids)
Molecular function (GO): protein binding
Source: RefSeq, a predicted model, not a curated record